This is a messenger RNA of Blepharisma stoltei, 2824 nucleotides long. NCBI's taxonomy places the organism in Eukaryota, Ciliophora, Heterotrichea, Heterotrichida, Blepharismidae. The record is from the annotation of a GenBank genome assembly.
AUGGUAGAGUGGAUUCGAAGCUUUUUCAGCAAAUCUGAGUUCAAAGCGGGAGGCUCCCUAAUAAAGCUUGCUGAUUUCCAAGACAAUUAUUCGAAGGCGACUAUCAUGAUGAGUGCAAGCUUGACAAUUAAAAAUUCCUUGAUUUACAUCAAGAACGAAGAUUAUGAUCCAGAGCAAGAACAAACUGAGUUCUUGUCAUUCCCAAUCGACCAAGCAAUGCAACUGACCCAUUUCACUGUUUUAGAUGACGAAGACCAGAUUGAAGCUGUCAAAUGGAUUAACUUAGCUACAAACCCGACGGAGACAGCGCCAUUUAUUGGGUUUGAAUUUGAGGAGCCGAAUAGCUAUGCUGCAUUUCAACAGCAUAUAGAGAAAAUAAUACAGGUAGAUGAAGAAGGCUUACAACACCCUGAAAGCAGAGAAGGGAACUUAAAAGAAGUCCAAAGCAAAUUAAACGCGACAAGUCAGAAAACAUCGUAUUCAAAAAUUAAUAUAAAACAAGUUCAGCCUGCAGUAGAAAAUGCUGAGGAGGAGAAAGAAAUAGGGAAAAAUUUAGAUUUUAAGAGAGCUGUUAUUGAACAUUUAAGAAGUUUAUUCACACCAGACCAAAUUAUUUACACUUCACCUGGCGACUUAUAUUUCCACGACCCUAAUAAAGAGCUACCUGUUCUUAUGGAAAGAGGAAUAGGAUUUUUGAUUGUAAAGCAUGGACCAUUUCAAUAUACAGUUGACUUAGUAAAAGACGGAGAAGUUAUCAUGAGGAACUUACUAACUAAAAACCUAUCCCAUCAUAUUGAUGUAAAUGCUCACAGCGUCUCCUGGAUUGAAGUUCUAGACGUCAACAUGACAAGAUACUGGACUAUGAUUCUUCUCGAUGACAUGACUCACCUUGAAGAGCUUUUCCUUGUUGCUCAGUUCGAAAGCUCUAGACAAAUAAGCGUCGACACUGACUUGACACAAGAAGACAAAGCUUGGAUUAAAGGUGAAGAAUCUUCUGAAGUAGAAAACACUGAUUCCCCCCCCCUUUAAAUUGGAACAAAAUUUUUCCAAUUUCAAGGGGGGUUUAUUUUUUUUUUUAAAAAAAUAUCAAAUUAAAAUUUUUUAUAAAAUAUAUAUAAAAAUUAAAAAAAAAAAAUUUCAAAAAUUUAUCGAAUUAGAUUAAUAAAUUUAUUUAAUAAAACGCUAUUUACUCUUUAUCCUUUAAAACAAAGCAAGAUAUAACUAAAUUUUCAUUAUUAGUUAAUACGCCACUAUUAAUUGAUAUCAAAAUUAUUUACACAAAAAUUUUUAUUUUUAUUGAUAAAAAAAAUUUUACGAUCAAAGUCUAAUUUUGUUUAAAUAAGAUGUUAUUUAUACUCUAUUCUUUAAAAUAAAGCAAGAAAUAAGUAAAUUUUUAAAUUUUAUAAAGAAUUCCUAUUGAAUUUAUAUCAAAACUAUCCAAAUAAAAAAUAUCAUUUUUAUCCACAAAAAAAAAUUAAUUUUUUUUUUUAAAUUUAGCAAUUAAGGAUAAUAAAUUUUAUUUAGAUAAGAUGCUCUUUAUAUUUUUAUCUUUAAAAAAGAGCAAGAUAUAACUAAAUUUUUAAUUUUAGUUAAUAAGAAACAUUUAACUUAUAUCAAAACUUUUUAGAUAAAAAUAUAUAUAAUUUUUUAUUAUAAAAAUUAAAUUUUGUUCCAAUUUAAAAGGGGGUUUAAUUUACCAAAAAAGUGGAAUUUUACCGAUAUUUUGUUCCAAAUUAAAGGGGGGGAGAGUGAGUCAUCUGAAGGAGAGUCAGAAAAAAUUGAAAUUGAUUAUGCAGAUGAAAUCAAAAUGGAAGAGGACACUUCAGAAGACAUUUUAGAUAGCGCUACAAGCUAUUGCAACCCUUGGGUAUUUACAGCAAAACAAAAUAAAAUCGGCCUUUAUAGGCUAGACGAAGAUAAUUUGCAUUUGUCACAAAAUAUUCCUAUUGUGUCCACCUAUGAGGACGGCUUCAAUGCUUCUAGAAUUCUUCCUUAUAAGCAGGAUUCCAGGCUUUUGAUGCUCAGCCAAAAGGAUCCGUCAAUUAUUUACAAUAUGGACUUGAAUAGAGGUGAAAUAGUCGAGCAAUAUACAGUUAAGGGAAAUCCAUUAAUUGCUGAUAUCGCUCCACAUCAAAAAUUGUCACCAAUGACGGUUGAUAAUUUAUUUUAUGCUUUAAGCAAAAAUGGGCUAUUUACAAUAGAUCCUAGAGUCUCUGGACACGAUAAAUCAGUAGAGUCAAAAAUAUACAGCUCGAAGCCAAACUUAACUUGCAUGGCAAGCACUGAACAAGGGUAUGUAGCUGCAGGUAGCGCUACAGGAGAAAUUCGUAUGUAUAAGCAAAUAGGCCAGAACUCAAAGACUAAUAUGCCAGGGUUUGGAGAUCCCAUCACAAGUAUUGAUAUAACCAAAGAUGGAUCUUGGAUUUUAGCAACUACAGACACUUAUCUAAUAGCAAUUCCUGCUAAUUCACAUGGAGACAAUGGCUUUGUUAAGCCUCUUGGCAAACAUAAAAGAAAGCCGCGCAAGCUUGCCUUAAAGCCAGCAGAUAUCGCUAAAUUCAACCUUACAGAUAUAAAAUUCACCCCAGCUAGAUUCAAUUUAGGUGAAAAUUCCAGGGAAAACGCAAUAAUUACUUCAACUGGAAACUAUGUAGUAAUUUGGAGCUUCAGUGCAAUUAAGAAGGGAAGACUGGAAAGCUACAAGAUCAAGCCUCUGACAGAAAGCGUAAUCAAGAAUGAGUUUAAGUUCAAUGAAGAAAAUGCAUGGAUUACUCAUCCAAAUAGUCUGCAUUACCAGAAAAAUCAUUUUAGGUUUCAUGAAUAA